AUGAUGAUGAAAUCCAAAGGGAAGAGAGUUUUUGGAUCCAAAUCGAAGCUGGACUUACCAGCUGUCUUCUUCUUAUGCUUCUGUUUCUUCCUCGCCGGCCUGUUUGGAUCCAUGAUCAUCUCUCAGGAUGCUAGCGGUGUUCGAUCGAGGCGUUGGUUUUUAGAAUCGGUUGAGGAAGAGAAUGACUCGAUGCCUCAUGGAGAAACGGGUGAAUCUCGGGUUGAUACGAUCCCAUUUCAGGUUUUGAGCUGGAGGCCGCGGGCUCUGUAUUUCCCAAAUUUUGCAACUGCAGAACAAUGCCAGAGCAUAAUUGAAAUGGCAAGAUCAAAGCUUAAACCAUCAAACCUUGCUUUGCGAAAGGGGGAAACUGCUGAUAGCACCAAGGGAGAUAGAACAAGUUCAGGUACAUUUAUUGGUGCAUCAGAGGAUACAAGUGGGAGUUUGGACUUUGUUGAGAGAAAAAUUGCUAGGGUUACGAUGAUCCCAAAGAGUUUUGGAGAGGCAUUCAACAUUCUGCGGUAUGAGAUUGGGCAGAGAUAUGUUUCUCAUUAUGAUGCAUUCAACCCUGCUGAGUAUGGCCCACAAAAAAGCCAGAGAAUUGCUUCAUUCUUGUUGUACUUAUCUGAUGUGCAAGAAGGUGGAGAAACCAUGUUUCCCAUGGAAAAUGGUUCAGACGUGGGUGUAGGCUUUGAUUACAGAAGUUGCAUGGGCUUGAAAGUGAAGCCACGCCAAGGAGACGGGCUUCUGUUUUAUUCGGUGUUUCCAAAUGGAACAAUUGAUCGGACAUCUAUUCAUGGAAGCUGUCCUGUGAUCAAAGGGGAGAAAUGGGUUGCUACAAAAUGGAUCAGAGAUGAAGAUCAAGAGGACUAGUCAGGCAAUUUUGUUCACAAUUUAUUGUAUGGAAACUUAUUAAUGACAUUGCUGUAUUCUUUCUGCAAUGUACAAUGGUAAAC
Molecule: messenger RNA, 953 nt
Organism: Ilex paraguariensis (yerba mate)
Lineage: Eukaryota; Viridiplantae; Streptophyta; Magnoliopsida; Aquifoliales; Aquifoliaceae
Source: the annotation of a GenBank genome assembly